GGACAUAGAGAGAGAGAUGGUACGCCGUUUUCAAGAGAGAGAGUGAAGAGAGAGAGAGCAUAGAAGUCUCCUUCGGCACAGGUAUAGUGGGAGAGAAAGCAUCGUUGUUUGUUAACUGAAUUUCCCAAACAUUCUCAAAUCUUGAGGUGUUUGUUUACUAAUAAAAUUUCAUGUUGGUUUUGUUUAAUGGCUGAAGAAGGUUUCUUCUUCACCAACUUGGUUUCCAUUCUGCACAUUCAUGGACUUCUUAUUCAUUCCUAAGGCAAUCAUCGUUCCUCUUCAUCAAAGUUCUUCUCUUUUUCUCUCCCCUUUUUUCCUGUCACAUGUCGAGAAGCUAUCUUUUUCUCUGUAAAUUUCCUCUCAAAAUCACCUCUUGUUCAUUUGCAACUUACCAUUCUAAACAUUUGAAAGAAACCCAUUUGGUUGCUUUGGUGAGAGAAACAUCAGAGAUUAUUAAAACCCAAAAAGAAUGGGAAAGUGCUCUGAGUUUCAGGCAUUCAGGGGAAGAAUCGAUAAGUAUAGAUGUUAUUCCUCUGGUUAUCGAUCGCCUUCUAGACCCCAAUUUGGGUCUCAAGUUCUUUCAUUGGGUCUCCAAGCACAGUGGCAUUCGUCCAGAUUCUCGGUCUUACUCUGCUCUACUGAAGUCUUUGGCGUUCUCGAAUCGAUUCCAAGAAAUUCAGGCUUUAAUGGAAGAAAUGGAAGCUGAGUGCCUGCAACCAACCACUCAUGCUUUAAACGAAUUGAUUAUCUCUCAUGCUCGAGCUGGUCUCAUUGACAGGGCCCUAUAUCUCUACAAAUUUGCAAAAAGUUUGGGUUUUUUUCCUCGGGUUUUUGCAUGCAACUCCUUGCUUGAUACUCUUAUCAAGAAUGGAAAAAUGGGUAUGGCAUUAAAGAUUUACUCUGAGAUGUUAGAGAGAGAAAAUGGAGAGAGUUCAGUGAGAGAAAAGGAUUCACUAGCGGUGGUUGAUAAUUACAGUACUUGUAUAAUGGUAAGAGGCUUGUGCAGUGAAGGUAAAGUUGAAGAGGGUCGGAAAUUGAUAGAAGAUCGGUGGGGAGAAGGGUGCAUUCCUAAUAUUGUUUUCUACAACACACUAAUCUCUGGUUAUUGCAGAAAAGGUGAAAUUAAGCGUGCCUUUGGGCUUCUCAAUGAGAUGAAAAUGAAGGGUUUUUUACCAACUGUAAAAUCUUAUGGAGCCAUUAUUCAUGGCUUGUGCCAGAAGGGGAACCUUAAGGCCACUGACAAGCUUUUAUCUGAGAUGAGAGAGAGAGGGCUCUGCAUCAAUGUCGUGAUAUAUAAUACACUUAUUGAUGCUCAUUGCAAGCUUGGUGCUAUGGUAGAAGCCGUGAAUACAUUCAAAACUAUGCUAGAGAGAGGCUGUGAGCCUGAUAUCAGUUCCUUUAAUACUUUGUUAAGUGGUUUUUGCAAGGAAGGGAAGGUUGGGGAGGCUGAUAAUCUAGUUAGAGAAGCUAUUAGCCGGGGACUAAAACCGAAUAAAUUUACUUACACUCCUCUGGUUCAUGCCCAUUGUAAGUUGAGAAACAUGGCUAGAGCAUUGGAUUUAGUGUCUGAUAUGUUGGUUCAAGGCCAUAAACCUGAUUUAAUCACCUAUGGCUCUCUAAUCCAUGGUCUUGUUAUAGUUGGAGAGGUUAGUCAUGCCAUGGCAAUUAGAGAUAAGAUGAUGAAACAUGGGGUCAUUCCAGAUGCUGGUAUAUACAAUGUUUUGAUGAGUGGUCUAUGCAAGAAACGGAUGCUUCCUAUUGCUAAUAAGCUGCUUAUUGAAAUGCUCCAAAGUGGGGUUAUUCCUGAUGGCUUUGUCUAUGUUACAUUGAUUGAUGGGUACAUCAGAGAAGGUGAUUUGAAUGAGGCAAAGAAGCUUUUUGCAUUCAUGGGUGAAAAGGGUAUUAAGUUUGAUCAGGUUGGGUAUAAUGCCAUGAUCAAAGGGUACUGUAAAUUUGGCAUGAUGGGUGAUGCUCAGUCGUGCAUGGAUGCCAUGGUAAGGGAAGGUCUUUGUCCUGAUAAAUUUACCUUCACCACUCUAAUAGAUGGAUAUGUGAAAGGUAACAACAUGGAAGAGGCCCAAAGGGUUUUUAGAGAUAUGAUGAAGCAGAAAACUAUACCAAAUGUGGUUACAUAUACCGUGCUUAUUAAUGGAUUUUGCAGAAUGAGAAGAUUAGACAGUGCUCGCGACCUCUUUCAAGAGAUGCAAUCUGGUGGCUGUGCUCCCAAUGUCAUCACCUAUAGCAUCCUCAUUGAUGCUUAUUCCAAGGAGGGUGAGAUCGAGGAAGCAUGCUCUCUCUUCGAAGAAAUGCUUGAAAAGAAUUGUGCGCCUAAUGAUGCCACUUUUCAUUAUCUUAUUAAUGGGCUCACUAACCAUACAUCAAUUUCACGGACCAUGGAAGGAAGGGUAUCCUGGGAGAAUCGCAAUUCUAUUCUUCUUGGUUUCUUUAUGUGUAUGGAAUUAGAGGGUUGGGACACAAAGACUGCUGCUUACAAUGCUAUUAUCCUUUGCCUUUGUCACUCUAAAAUGCUUGGUUUGGCUUUGAAGUUGAGGGAUAAAAUGGGAGGGAAGGGUCUUACGCCAGAUUCUGUAACUUUUGCUUCUCUGCUACAUGGGAUUUGUUUUGAGGGAAGAUCAAAUGAGUGGGAUAAGAUUUUAUCUUGUGGUUUUGAGAGUGAGGAGCUGCAUGCUGCACUUAGGUAUUCCAUUUUAUUUGAUAAGUAUUACUAUCAGGGGAAGAUUAGCAUAUCUACCCAAAUUUUGCGGUCGACUCUUGAGGAGUGUAUGCCACAAAGAGAACAGUUUAAAAGGUUAUAGAAAUAAAGAAGGGUUCAUCAUCAUCAUCAUCAUCUGAGCCUUAUCCCAACUAUUUGGGAUCGGCUGGAUUCAUGAAAAGAUGUGGCAACGUUUUAUGUUGUCUGCCCUACCUAACACAACCUUCCUCCCUUAUCGAGGCUUGGAACUCGCUAUGGCAGAGUUAGAUAAAGAAGAGUAUCGACCAAAAAUCAAAACUUGGCAAAUUAGAGAUGAGGGGCUUCUUUAUCUCUGAUUUUAUGUUACCAUUUAUUCAGGCAAGACAACUAUUGGUUUUAUGUUGCUAUUUAUUCAGACAAGACAACUACUACUACCUAAGUGCUGACAGCUGAAGGAGAAGCCAAAAACCUCGGUAGUGGGUUCUUGUCAUAGUUCGCGUAUGGCAAAAUUGAUGUUAUCUCUUGCAAUUUGACGAUGAUGCAGUCGCAUCCCAUCAUAGAACGAAUACUCGAAGCUCGAGUAGGGCUUUAACCUUUGGAAUAAGAGGAAUCGAACUCUGGAAGAUGCCAUCAUUAUCCUUGAUGACACUGAAGAGGUGACUCCUUUAGCCAUCCAGAGAGGAACAAAAGGAAUUAUGACCCCUACGAUGCAAGCGGAAUCAAGAGAAUGUCCAAUCCCUAUCAUUACCUCUAGCUCAGGGCAAGUUAUUGACCCCCUUGACUGGCGUACCGUGGAGGAAUUAUCAUGGAACAAGUUAGGCUGCCUUUCCCUGAUCAAGUCAAGAGACUCAAUCGUUGUAGUUCUAAUAUCCGCACCAUGGAGAUAGGGCGUGAUCUUCUCAGAGCUGCUUAUCAACUUUUUGGCCAUGCCUCCUUCUCUGAACUAGUCAUGUUCCCAUUCUUCAUGAAGAAGUUGAUGAAGAAUUUCGCAGACUUCCAUGUUCCUGGUGCUGGUUUAGUAAAGGAAAAGAUGGAAGCAAUAACUCCAGGGAGGUCUUGGAAAUAGAAGACCUGGUUUCUAUUGAGAAGAAUUCGUCUAUCGCACCUUUGCUGAGACUCCUUUCUGGGUCUUUAUCCAUGCUGGAUCUUGCUGAGGCAUUUUUGGGCAGACUUGGGACCGACUUGCUCCUGCGACAAUUUGUUCAUUCGGAUUUUCAGCCUUCUCCUUCGAAAAGGUCUUUGACCUCCAGGAAAAUUGUACUCCUUGAAAAUGAGAGUGAUAUGGCCAUUCUCGAAAGAUAUAUCCAACAGAUAUCAAGUUUGCUCGCUUUGGCUCACAAGGAAAUGGAGAACCCGUUGUCAUCCCAGCUUGAUCAUGAGGAAUAUCCUCCUUUGGUCAAAAAGAUCAGCCAUCUUAGGGGAGCAAUAUUAAAAGACAAGAUAAAGAAGGUGCAGCGGGAUUACUUCAGACUUAGUCGUCUGAAGGAAUGAUUCCUCAACCCUUUCUUCUUCAAGGCAGACAACCAUAGUGUUUUGUCUUUUUGAUAGACAAGACUUUGCUUCUUUCUAGCUUAUGUAAGGUGUGAUGUUACGGCCAUACAGUCCUGUUUGUUUAGUUCUUCUUGACUUUGUAUUUCGAAGCCACAGCCUACAACUUGUGGUCUCCAUUUUGCUAGCCGUUAUUGUCUUUCAUUUUCCUCUACUGAUGACUCUUUACUUCUGUAGUAAGUGUUCAUGUCCGUAUCUUGAGGUAGCCAGCCUGCAACCUGUAACCUCUAUUUUGCCAUGUAAUGAAUGCUCUUUUCUUUCA
Molecule: messenger RNA, 4502 nt
Organism: Amborella trichopoda
Lineage: Eukaryota; Viridiplantae; Streptophyta; Magnoliopsida; Amborellales; Amborellaceae
Product: Pentatricopeptide repeat (PPR) superfamily protein
Molecular function (GO): protein binding
Source: RefSeq, a predicted model, not a curated record